GCGUCUGCAGGAGCAACUUGCGAAGGAGCUUAAGGAGAAGGAACUUCUGGACAUAGAAGCUGAAGAACUGACUCUGAAGUUAGAGGAAGUCCAGGACACGACUGAAUGGGCAGCAGACAAUGCGGCGUGGACUGAGCAGGUCCAAGUUGAUUGGCACCGUGAGGCCUUGUGGAGCUACUACCGGAAUCACAGGGCCGAGGUGGUCCGGCUUCGGCACCGCGCAGCUGCACUGGAGCGUACCCAAUUGCAAGCCCAACAGUUACAAGCAAAGUCCAAAGGGACAGAGGAUGUGUCCAUGCUGAAGAGAGCUGUGGAGCAGCUGACUGCACAGAAUGAGGGCUUGGCAUCUGCUUUAGCUGCAAAGACCAAGCUGGUGGAGGAACAAAGAUACCUGCAGCAGACAAGCCUGGAGAUGCUGGAGACACAGCAAGAUCUUGAAGUUCAACUCUCGGAGGAAUUGCAGUCUCUGCAGGCCCGCGAGGAGCAGUUGGAGGAGCUGGCUUUGCAGCUCUGCCAGAUUCGAAGGCAGAUGCAAAGCCAGCGGCUGGCCAGCAGCGCUGAGGUUGCCAGAUUGGAGAUUCGGCUGCAGAUGCUGCGCUCCAGCGGCAAAGCCGCUGGUGCUGCUGCCUUAGUGCGUGACGAGGCAGAGCUGGGAGUUACCUUCCACUCCCUAUGCGCGCUCCAUCGUUGCUACCAGAAGGCAUGCAUAUUGAGUCGCAGCAUUCAUGAGCACUUCAUCGCAGAUGCCGCGCUGGCAGUUCUGCAGGACGCCGCAUCGAUGAGGUGGCUCUGCUCGGUGAGCUUAGCUUCCACACAGCUGGCCUAUGCCGCAUUGGGAGUGCUCGGCUGCCUCUACUCUGCGGAUGUGGAGAGGUACUGCUGGCUGGUGCGCAACGCUGCCUUCAGCAGCUGUGCGUCAGAGGCUUCGCUGGACGCGGGUCUAGCAGUUCUGCUGCAGACCUUUGAGGGCGCACACAAGACCUCCGAUGCCUCCAGGGCAGAAGUCGUGGCCGCCCUGCGGGCACACGGAGCCCAACUGGUUUCGCUGCAGAAAGCCCUCUUUAAGGACCAGCAGUUCGCAUCCUGGCAACGUGCAAGCUGUGCGGUGGAAGCCCUGCGUGGAGUCUGCGCCUCUGCGCUCUAUGCAUCGGCAGAUGCGGGUGGGUCGCAGCGGAAGCGCUGGCAGGAACUCUAUGACCAGGCGAAUCGCUUCAUUAAUCGCUUUCAAGCCGCAGGUCCAGCUGACACGGGCCUGCUAGCCAUUGAGCCAUCUGAAGAGCGCACCAAGCGACGCGGCAGUGACGGAAGUGAUGACGAAGAGGAAGACGAGGAGGAUGAGCGGGAGGAGGUUGAGGAGGUUGAGCCAGGACGCCAACACCAAAGUGGUCCACCCAGAGGUCUCACGCAGUUGUUACUGGAUGGGUUAUUACGGCACUCGCUUGCGCUACAGCCGCUCGCACAACAUGAAGCCACCGCUGAUGCAGAUGCGCUGCAGCGAACCUUCAGCCAUGUCGAAAUGCAGCUGGAAGACUUGGCCGACAUGUUCUCGUCCGCAGACGUGUCUGCUGCUAAGGCUAAGGCUUCUGGGCAGAGGCCAUGGGAGCGUGCCAGGGCCAGGAAGCGGGUCAGCCUCGAGGUAGCGGAGCAGGCUGCGCAGCCGGCCCUUGAGCAAGCAACCAAAGGCCUUGCCAAGGUCCAGGAUUCGCUGCAGCGAGUAGAAGAUCGCCUUGCAAAGGCGAAGCAGCAGAUGCAGGAGGCAGAGCGGCAGUUUGGGGCUGCACGCAUUCAAUCGGAGAGGCGGGCGUUGAUCUUGGCGAGCGUGGAGCAGAUGCAGAAGCAAGCCAAGGCAGGAACACAGGCAUGCUCGAUCCUUCAAGAGGAAUUGAGCAAACAGAAGCAAGAGUGCAGCCGGAUGGAAGACACAAUGGCAGAGGCAAAGGCAAGGUGUAAAGAGCUACGUCAUCGCCUUGACGAGCUUGAGAGAAGGAUUAUGCGGCGCUACUGCAAUGAUGUGCCGCCUGAAGAGGUGUUAGCAUUGCGACGUGCGGUGGUGCGCCAAUCUGCCGAAAUUCGCGAACUUCAGGUCUUGCAGCAUUCGCGCUGGGAUGCCCGGCUGCAGCACAGUGGCGGCCAGCUUGUCCAGCAAGGGCUAGAGGGAGCUGAAGACGUUGGCAGCCUGUGGGAGGAGCUGCAGUCGUUCAGAGAUGGCCUUCUGCAUGAGCAAAUUCAACCUCAGAUCGCAAUGUUCGAGCCAGAGCCAGAGGCUGCACCAGAGUCAUCUUCACGGAAAGCCCGUCUGCUGGAGCUAGCCCAGGAGCUGAAGGGUUUGCGUGAGCGCAUCACGGACUCUGCCAAGCAGUCCUCGACCUCAGCGAAGGGCGCACUGGGCGCCUUGGGUGCCCAGCAGCAGCAAGUGCACGAUUCCGUCGCUCUUACACGGUUCCUCCGUGCAACAUCUGCAAAGGUCCCAGCCAGCACCGUUUCAGUCCCUUCCGCAAGCAACUUCUCACUUCCCGUGUUAAUGGACGAAACCAGCUUAGCCUCUCUCCAUCAGACCAUCUUACCUGCCAGCCUGGGUGGUCGCUGA
Symbiodinium pilosum is the source of this 2587-nucleotide messenger RNA. The record is from the annotation of a GenBank genome assembly. NCBI's taxonomy places the organism in Eukaryota, Dinophyceae, Suessiales, Symbiodiniaceae.